AUGUGGAAUCAAGCCCUACGAUAUGUUGUGCACGCGGAGGAGAAGCAGCAGGAGGAACAGCGUCGACAGCAUUUAGCACAGGCAGCUUCUACUUCAUCUACUGCAUCGAAUGCUACUAGUUUGAGCUCGAUUGUCCCAGUAGAAGCUUCACAAUCAGUCGUAGAAGACGCGGAAGGACGUGCUGUAGCUUGUAGCAAUGAAAACAAGACGCUAAAGGCCAUAAAUCGAGCGUCUUGUAUAGAAAAAGCAGUACAAUUAAAAGAAGCUGAUGAUUGUAUGCAGAAUCAUCUGCUAUCGCGGCCAACGUCGUCGUGGAAUUGCCUUGAAGACACCCAGCAAGCCAAUUGUUUGGCACUGAAUACAUCACACACGCUCAUUGCUGUGGGUGAGCGUGAUGGUCGUGUGACCAUAUGGGACAAUACAACCAUUCGUGUGAUUACGCGAGAGCUCGAUCCGACGCUGAUUGUAUUGCCACUCGUGGAGUCAAGUAAAGAUACUGACAAGUUGAAUGGACAGGGUGAAGAUCCUCUUGAGACUGAAGAUGGAGCUAAAAAGACCGUGCAAACCGUACAACCAGGAGAUGCAGUGGGUGUAAAAAACAGGGACGAUACGUUGGUGGAAGAUAAAGUAGAGGAGAGAACGAAUGAUGCGGCGUCAAUUGAGGAAGAUGUGGUGACGGAGACAGACCAAGAAGCCAAAGCAGAUGAGAGUGGAGAAAUUGUAGCAGGUAAUGAGUCUCGUACGAUAGAAGGGGGAGCUGUAUUGACGCUGGAAGAUCUUCGAGUGGUCAAGACGGCACUAAAGGUGGUGUCGCAGUGUUGUUGGUCGUGUGAUUCUCGUUGGCUUUUUGUUGGAUGUGAAGAGAAAUCGACACGACGAGCAAGGUUGUGUGUGUGGGAUGUAGAAGCUGCAACACUUGUUUCAGCGUUCAAAUUCAAUGGUACGAUCACCUCGUUAAGUGCACACCCUCAUGACCCAAAGUUGGUAGCCGUGAGUUAUUGGAAUUCCCACCCAGUGCUGCUGGAUGUUGUCUCCGGACAGCGUACAGAGCUGAAAAGUGUACCGCUAGACAAUGCAGAAGUCUCCCAGCCAACCCUUCAAAGCAACUCACGGCAUCCUGUGCUUGCAUCUUGUGCGCGGUAUGGGCAUUCAGGAAAGCGUAUUUACUGUGCCACGUCCAAACCAAUACUGGCCGUCUUGGAUGCUGUUACGUUGCAGUGUCUUGACAGUCUCAAGUUGAACGUAGUUAUUCAGUUUAUGGAUCUCUGUGUGAACUUGCGUGAGACGGCAGUGCUACUUACGAGUUCGAAAGGUAUUCACGAGUUCGCACUGAAUUCUGCUGUGGAAACAGCCACCGUACCGGAUGAUCUAGAUGUCAAAUGCGUUGCUGCGACGGAAGAGCAUCCACUAGGGCUGCGCGAGGUGGCACUGCACUCAACUGGCGCUGUGCGGGCACCUUGGGCAGUUUGCUGCUUCAGCGGCGGCGAAGAAUUUGUGGUCGGCACACCGGUGGUACGCCAUCGACAUGUUGGUGAAAACGGCUUGUUCACGUGGCAUCGUGCCUCUAAUUCUGGCAAGACAACCGCACAGCACAAUGUUGGGGUAAAAGAUGGUGUAUUGGCAUUGACAUGGGAUUCAUUAAGGCAGAGUGUACUUGCCGUCUCUACCAGCGGAGCUUUGCAUGUGCUUGAGGAGAACUUUACGACAACAUGGCCAGGGGCGAUGUAUCCUGCAGGUUUUCGUCUUAUCACUGAAAAUGAACUGCACUUGGAGGUGUUUGACCGUGACCUAGAAGAGCAAAAAAUCGAAAAGGAGAAACUUGCUGAAGAAGCGAAGCAUGCUCCGGUUGAUGUAUUCACUUUGAAAAGUCCAAGUUCCGAGUUUCCGGGUGAAUUCGAUUUUGCCGGUGCACCACGUCCCAUGAGGCCGGUUGAUAAAUUGUGCUACAUUCCAGCCAUUCCAAUUGCACAUUACCAUCGCCGGCAUCUGCAUCAACUUCAUGAAGGAGAAUACAAUGAAGAUAAGCACUUUGGUCUUGGGCAAAGCGUUUUUGAGCCGCUUCGGGUUGCAUUGGACGAGCAACGGAAGCACAACACUCGCAAAUCACGGGGCUGUGGCACUAGCAACAGGGGCCAGAAGCGACGGCGCAAAUAA
Molecule: messenger RNA, 2154 nt
Organism: Peronospora belbahrii
Lineage: Eukaryota; Oomycota; Peronosporomycetes; Peronosporales; Peronosporaceae
Source: the annotation of a GenBank genome assembly